AUCACCGCUCGUUAAAGUACUACAUUCAGAGUGAUAGAAGUACAGAAAAAAUUCUGUACUCACAAAAGUGUGUAUUUUUAAAACAAUAAAAAAAAAGAAUUGUGUAUAAAAAUGUCUUGUAGAUUAUCAAAUUUAUUCCGACAACUAUAUAUUAAUUCACGAGGUGUUUCAACAUCCAGUUCACAUAUUAAUAAUCAUACAUCUCCCGCUGUAGUUUCGAUUUUACAAAAUUUAACAAAUUCAAAUUCAUCACUGUCAAAAGAAUUGGAUUUAAGAUUUUCGCCAAGAAACAUUGACUUAGGAUUUACAGUUCAAUCACCGCCAUUAUUACCACAAAUAAAUAUUAUCGAUAAGCCAAUAUCAAUAAAUCGUCAUAUAAUAGAACCCAUUGAAAUAAUUUAUAACAAAGAAGACAUAACUAGUGAAAAAUCAAUUGAUCUUCCAACUCAUGGUGAUAUUAUUGAGAAAUUUGCAGUGCGAAUGAUUGUUAUUCGUCGAAAAAAAAUGAAAAUUCAUAAACGUAAAAAAUUUCUCAGGCGAACAAAAAUUUUACGUCAAAAAUUAAAGAGUCGAAGAAUAGCGAAAAAGGAAAAAUAUUUGAAAGUUGAAAUCAAAUAUAUGAUUGGUAAGGCUGAAAUGUUUGAUGCAAAAAAAUAUGUCGAUGACAAAAUUGCUGAAUUAACACAAGAAAUUAUACCAACAACAUAUAGAGGACAAAUAUUGCCCGAGGCAACGAUUCGACAAUUUUUAGCGGCAGAUAAACAAAAAAAGGAGAAAAAAAGAAAUCGCAAACGUUUAACUUUGGACUAAAUUUUAUUGUCCAAAUAUAAUUGAACAAUAUUUUUCCUGUAUAUAAAUCUGUAAAUUUUUCAAAAAUGUGUUUUUACAUAUUGAAAUAAUUACAUUAGUUACUUUCAUUAAAAAAAAAAAGUGUCUUUAUUAUAUAAAUUGGAAAAAAAUAAUGCACGCGAUUAAUUAUAUUUAAUUGCUUCAUCAAUAUAAUUGACAUUAUAAUAUAUUCUUAAUUUUUACAUUAUAUUUAUAAAAUUAAAUAUUGCAAUAUAUAUAUAGUUAAAACAA
Leptopilina boulardi is the source of this 1080-nucleotide messenger RNA. RefSeq lists its product as uncharacterized. The record is from RefSeq and is a predicted model, not a curated record. The transcript has 2 exons. Lineage: Eukaryota; Metazoa; Arthropoda; Insecta; Hymenoptera; Figitidae. The coding region runs from base 112 to 810 and encodes 232 amino acids.